UGGGCCCUCUCCGCCGCUCCCGCCCCCAUGUUUCUCCGAGCUGGCCUGGCUGCACUGUCUACCCUUUCUCGCACCCUCAGGCCUGCUUCUGCUCCGAUCGCCACCAUGAGCACCGGCACCUUCGUCGUGUCGCAGCCGCUCAAUUACCGCGGCGGGGCCCGCGUGGAGCCAGUGGACGCCUCCGGCACCGAGAAGGCUUUCGAGCCUGCAACCGGUAGAGUGAUAGCUACUUUCACAUGUUCAGGAGAAAAGGAAGUAAACUUGGCUGUUCAAGAUGCAAAGGCUGCCUUUAAAAUAUGGAGUAAAAAAUCUGGCAUGGAGCGUUGCCGAAUCCUUUUGGAGGCUGCCAGGAUAAUAAGGGAACGGAGGGAUGACAUUGCCACUGUGGAGACGAUCAACAAUGGGAAGUCCAUCUUUGAGGCCCGCUGGGACAUUGACACUUCCUGGCAGUGCUUGGAGUACUAUGCAGGCUUGGCGGGGUCCAUGGCCGGCGAGCACAUCCAGCUCCCCGGUGGGUCCUUUGGCUACACCAGAAGGGAACCACUAGGGGUGUGUGUUGGAAUCGGAGCGUGGAACUACCCCUUUCAGAUCGCCUGCUGGAAGUCGGCUCCGGCUCUGGCUUGUGGUAACGCCAUGGUCUUUAAACCUUCUCCCUUCACGCCUGUGUCGGUGUUGCUGCUGGCUGAAAUCUAUACCGAGGCUGGAGUCCCUCCUGGGCUCUUCAACGUGGUGCAAGGAGGGGCUGCUACAGGCCAGGUUCUGUGUCAGCAUCGUGAUGUGGCCAAAGUCUCCUUCACUGGAAGUGUGCCCACCGGCUCAAAGAUCAUGGAGAUGUCUGCUAAAGGAAUCAAACCGGUUACCCUGGAGCUUGGAGGCAAGUCUCCGCUCAUCAUCUUCUCGGAUUGUGACAUGAAGAACGCUGUAAAGGGGGCGCUGAUGGCCAACUUCCUCACUCAAGGCGAGGUUUGUUGUAAUGGUACAAGGGUAUUUGUGCAAAAGGACAUUCUUGAUCAAUUUACAGAGGAAGUGGUGAAACAGACCCAAAGAAUAAAAAUUGGAGAUCCACUUCUGGAAGAUACAAGGAUGGGUCCCCUCAUCAACCGGCCACACCUGGAGCGAGUCCUCGGGUUUGUGAAAGUGGCGAAGGAACAGGGUGCUAAAGUGUUAUGUGGUGGAGACGUCUUUGUACCUGAAGAUCCCAAAUUAAAGGAUGGAUAUUACAUGAGACCUUGUGUGUUAACUAAUUGCCGAGAUGACAUGACCUGUGUGAAAGAAGAAAUCUUUGGACCAGUUAUGUCCAUUUUAUCAUUUGACACUGAAGCUGAGGUUCUGGAAAGAGCCAAUGACACCACUUUUGGACUUGCUGCUGGUGUCUUCACCAGGGACAUCCAGCGUGCCCACAGGGUGGUAGCUGAGCUUCAGGCUGGAAUGUGCUUCAUUAACAACUACAACGUCAGUCCAGUGGAGUUGCCCUUUGGUGGAUAUAAGAAGUCAGGAUUUGGCAGAGAGAAUGGCCGGGUGACAAUUGAGUACUAUUCACAGCUGAAGACUGUGUGUGUGGAGAUGGGUGACGUGGAGUCUGCUUUUUGAACACAUGCAGGGACGCCAGUGAAUAAGGAGAGCCAGCGGUCAUGACUCGGGCGGUGCAGCCGCCUGCUGGUUCAGAUCCAGAAUAUUGGUCAUUCCGGAUAAGAAAAUGGUUCAGUGAUGCUCUUCAUGGCUCAUUCAGUUUCCUAAGUGAAAAUGUACUUAAGUGUCUUUUAUAUACUAAUCGAGAAAGCUUGAUUUUCCUCAAAGCAAAUUUCUCUAAAUAAUCUUUGUGAGUCACUAACAACUUUCCCGAGAACAGGAGGAGGACCAGGACUGUUCAUCUUCCAUGGCGCCCACCCACUCAUGGGUUCAUUUUAGCAUGCUUUGAAGAAUACUUGCCUUUAGAGGCUCCUGGGCAUUUCAGAAGAGAUUCCUGCUCCUUUGCAUUUUAAGUCCAUGGUCCUGUGGCAUUCCGCUGAGAAGGCCGAUAGCUGGGAGAGCGGGCUUGGCUAACAGGCGGGUCAGUUGGGCGUGGAUGCUGAUUGGCCAGAGCCAGCGCUGUGGUGGGGGUGGCUGGGGGGGAAUCCGCUCCAAUCCUUGACUUAGAGCUUGCUCUCUUAGGAUAGAAGGGUUUCCUUUUAAAUGUACAGAUUCUUUGUAUGCCACUGCAGUAUACUGAAACUAAAUAAACCACACCGACAAUC
Messenger RNA from Dama dama (fallow deer), 2234 nucleotides. It is a transcript of the gene ALDH9A1, whose product is annotated as aldehyde dehydrogenase 9 family member A1. Bases 28 to 1590 code for a protein of 520 amino acids. Gene Ontology annotation, molecular function: 4-trimethylammoniobutyraldehyde dehydrogenase (NAD+) activity; aminobutyraldehyde dehydrogenase (NAD+) activity. The transcript is spliced from 11 exons. NCBI's taxonomy places the organism in Eukaryota, Metazoa, Chordata, Mammalia, Artiodactyla, Cervidae. The record is from RefSeq and is a predicted model, not a curated record.